GUAAGAGCCCCGGUGGAUGUAAACGGAACUGCAGCUGCUGGGUUAAAUGGCUCUUUUUCUCUCUUUUCACUUUUGAUCCCUGAGCUCACACAUUCCGAUCAUUCCAGGCGCGCUCAGUUAUUUAUGAGAGCAGAGCGCGCGCCUACUAGCUCAUAACCCCACCAGACCUGAACACAACGAGGAGAUAAAACACACAGAAGACGUUAGUUGGAUUAUUUGGAUUAUAACACAUGCCAUUAACAGAAUCCGUGUGGAAUGAAAGUUUUAGUUGGUCCAGUUCAGAUCAUAAAUACUCGUCUCCAUCAAAUAAAAUGAGAGUUGAAGAAGCAUCUGGCACUGUCCUGCACAGACUAAUCCAAGAGCAGCUUCGCUAUGGAAACCCCACAGAUGCCCACACACUCCUGGCCAUCCAGCAGCAGGCCCUGCGACGAGGAGGAGGUGUUGGGGGUGGCAGCGGAGGGGCUGGUUCUUCACAGUCUUCAUCUGAGAGCCUCAGCCAGGAGGAGCCCCAGUCUCCUCAGCUCUCUGCGCGCCAAGAACCCCAGGGUCAAGAGCACCAGGUCGACUACCAGCACUCUGAGAACUACACAACAUACCCACACCACGGCGAGGAGCUGCCCACCUAUGAACAGGCCAAGGCUCAGUCUCAGUAUUUGGCCUCCCAGUGGUGCCAACCACUCAGGGGCUGCUCACUACAGGACAGUGAAACCAUCCCGAAGCCAUGUGAGGAGGAAGACAGCUGGGACCCGAAGCGAGGCCACAUACGGUCACUCAGUGAGCGGCUUCUGCAGUUUUCAGUAGAGCGCAGUAAAAUGCCUGCAACAUGUUCUGCCAGUUACCCUCAGAUACAUGGAUAUCAUGCAAACCAGCACUUACAAUACAGCCAGCAAGGACUGGAGUACAAUAAGCAGGUUCCUUAUACUGAGUACCCCUUUCCUGCACAACAAGCAGCGGAGUAUGAACAUUACUACAAAGCACCACCACCAUUUCAUUCCCAGCACAACAGACUUCAAACACCAGAGGUUUGCCAUAGACUCUCCACAUCUCCCCCUGCUGGCAGGGAGGUCACGGCUUGCAGUCGCAGUCAGCUGGAAAUGCUCAUGAAUGAGAAUAAAAGACUGAAACAGGAGCUAGAGGGACACACUGAGAAGGCCCUCAGAAUUCAGAAGCUGGAACAAGAGAUCCAAAGGAUCUCAGAGGCCUAUGACACUCUGAUGAAGGGCUGCGCUAAAAGAGAAACUCUAGAGCAAGCACUAAGAAACAAGCUGAUGGUUGAGAUCAAGAGGCUGCAGCAUUCAAGCAUUCAAGCGGCAAAAGAAGCCGAAGCUGCUGACCAGAACCAGCAUGUUAUUGAGAAGCUCCUUCUGCAGAAUGAAGAACAGCAGCUUCAGUGUGCACAUCUGGAGCAGGAGGUUCAGCAUCUGCGAAACGAAGUGGAGAACCAUCAGCGCAGAAGCGAGGCCCUGGAGACAACACUGAGGUCCACGCAGACACGCAGCCAGCAGCUGUGGACGGAGCUGCAGAGGAAGAGAGCGUAUGUGGAGAAGGUUGAGCGUCUGCAGGGGGCUCUAACUCAGCUGCAGGCGACCUGUGAGAAAAGAGAAGGCCUGGAAACACGCCUGAGGACACGGCUGGAGCAGGAACUGCGAAGCCUCCGAAAUCAGCAGCGGCAGCCGCAGCCAGUCUGCGGAGCGUCCCAUGUGAGUGUCUCCACACUGCAAGAGCUUCUGCGGGAGAAAGAAGAACGCAUUCUGUCACUGGAGGCCGACAAGAUGCGCUGGGAACAGAAAUACUUGGAGGAGAAGACCAUGAGGGAGUUUGCAAUGGAUGCCGCUGCCACCGCUGCAGCUCAGAGAGACACAACCAUCAUCAACCAUUCGCCCUGCCAUUCGUUCAUUGAGGAGCUCCCAUCAUCUGAGUACAGGAACCAGGAGGUAGAAAACAGGAUCCGUGCCCUGUACGCCCAAAUCCUGCAGAAGGACACAGUGAUUAGCAUCCUGAAGCAGAAGCUGCAGCAGGAGCAGAAGAGAGAGUCAGGUGCUGAGCCCUCCAUCACCAUCGCUCAUUCAACGGUCACCCACACUGCCCAAGGCAAAGGGAAGAGUCAUUCCAAUGACCAGGCGACUGGUACGUCCCAUUCGGCGCUCGCUCCGGUAGCAGCCCUGGGACAACCUAAACAAUUUCUGUUAGAGAAACAGACAACAGAUCAAACCUCCCACACAGAGACCAGCACUGAUAACAUCCAGAAAGCACCAUCUGCCGUGGACCUUUUCAAGGGCCUGGAUGAAGUGACGGCUGAAGCAGUGGAGAUCUUCAUUUAAUGAAGAACACUUGGACAAACUGCCCUGUAAAAUAAAUGUUGAGGAGCUCUGGGACAGAUUAAAUGACACCACAUCACUAUACUGUUGUGAAGCAAGAGUCCAGAUAAACAGCAGAGCUGCUCAAAAAUCUCAUGUGAAAGAGGGAGCUUAGCUCUUCUCUUAAAACUACAUCUCCAGUCUGCUAGAUUUUGACAGAUAAGACAGCAAACUGAAUUACAGAGACUUUUGCUACUGGUGAGAAUCCUAUAUUUUUUUGGUAUUUACAACCAUCCUGUUCAGGAAGGUGGACAUAAACUAAUUGUCCUCACUAUUGCAUUGUCCCUCCUCUCAGAAGACCUGUGGUCACUUCACCACAUUCCAGUUCAAUUGACUUUCUUCUUGAGACUGAAGCUCUUGCAUGUAUCUUUUCCACCCCACCUUUAUCGAUUGUUAUAAAUGGUUACAUUUUUCUCAUGUUUUCUAUUUAUGGCUGCUACGCCCUUCAGCAAAGUUAUUCUUUUACAUUGCAUUUCUAGGAUCGGCAUGCUCAACACUGUCACGUUGUGCGAGACAAAAACAUUAUAUAGACCUAGUAGUCUAAAAGAACUGUUGGAGAGGAAACCAAUUGUAUUAUAUUAUGAUUUGCUUUCUUGUAUUUUGUUUUUGAAUGUGUUCACUCUUAAAUGGCACAUUUGCUGGUCAAGGUGUCAUUUCAAAGUAAAUAUUAAUAUAUAUUUUGUACAAUUAUUUUGUGUUCUGUUGGAAUGUAAUGCUGAGGAACUGAUGCCAAAGAGCAUUUCAGUAAAGUUCAUGUGUUCAAAACACAUGGCCAAGGGUUGACCUCUUCUAUUUAAUCAAUGAAAGAUGUGAAUGUUCUGAAACAUUUCAUACAUUUACAAUAAAGCUAUUAAUAUAUAA
Molecule: messenger RNA, 3218 nt
Organism: Onychostoma macrolepis
Lineage: Eukaryota; Metazoa; Chordata; Actinopteri; Cypriniformes; Cyprinidae
Gene: amotl2b
Product: angiomotin like 2b
Exons: 10
Coding region: 231-2321 (696 amino acids)
Biological process (GO): angiogenesis; hippo signaling; establishment of cell polarity involved in ameboidal cell migration
Cellular component (GO): cytoplasmic vesicle; bicellular tight junction; plasma membrane
Source: RefSeq, a predicted model, not a curated record